AUUUUAUUUUUCGACUUUUUCGCUAAUUCGAUGAGUACCUGAAUUUCGGCUACUGCGCAGCUACUUAUAAAUACCACGAGCGAGUUAGGCCAGUUAGUUAGAGCCCAGCUUUCGGUGGAGAACAUACAUAGGUAGCAAUGCAUUGUCUUGGAAUACUCGUACUGCUCGUUGGAGCUGUUUGCUGCGUUGCAGCCAAUGGCCAGCACAGGCCUGAGAGACAAACGGGUCCUCACGUCUUCGGUGUUCCCGGCAACCAGGUCUACAUCAGAGGCCAAAACGAUGGAACCUACAAAGUGCCAGGAGUGGGUGGCCAGUUCCAACUCUCAUCCUCGCCAAGGGAGCACAUCUACACAGAUGAGCAGGGAAACACAUAUUUGCACCGAAAGAACGGAGGACCGGGUACCCACACUAUCAGCGGUCCUGGUCCCUUAGUCCCUGGCCCGGUGGCAGUCCCUCACGCACCCAGUCCCGUCGUUUAUGCCCAGCGCAGACCACGUAGCCCUCAGUUCCAUGUAGAGCGUCCUGGUCGAACGGUUGAUUACGGAUCUGAUGGGUUUGUUGUCUCAAGGGAUCGUCGUAGUCCACAGUUUCAUGUGGAGCGUCCUGGACGCACAGUGGAUUAUGGUUCCGAUGGCUUUGUUGUCUCAAGGGAUCGUCGUAGUCCACAGUUUCAUGUGGAGCGUCCUGGUCGGACUGUGGACGUAGGCCCCGGAGGAUUUGUCAUACAAAGGAGAAGUCGCAGCAUCAACGAUGGCCGCGUCCAAGGUGAGAACUUUGUGGCUCGCGAUGAUCAGGCUGGCGUUUGGAAUGACGAUGUUUCGGUAUGGAGGCGUCCGGAUGGGCGAACCGUCUCUGUAGGCCCCGAUGGAAGCACCAUAGUUUCUGGACAUGGUCAUACGCAACAUUACAAUUAGCCAGCAUGAAUAUAAAU
Molecule: messenger RNA, 931 nt
Organism: Drosophila bipectinata
Lineage: Eukaryota; Metazoa; Arthropoda; Insecta; Diptera; Drosophilidae
Gene: BaraB
Product: Baramicin B
Source: RefSeq, a predicted model, not a curated record